Molecule: messenger RNA, 1551 nt
Organism: Penicillium soppii
Lineage: Eukaryota; Fungi; Ascomycota; Eurotiomycetes; Eurotiales; Aspergillaceae
Gene: pdiA
Product: protein disulfide isomerase PDI1
Exons: 3
Coding region: 1-1551 (516 amino acids)
Biological process (GO): protein folding; response to endoplasmic reticulum stress
Cellular component (GO): endoplasmic reticulum
Molecular function (GO): protein disulfide isomerase activity
Source: RefSeq, a predicted model, not a curated record
AUGAGGUCUUUCGCUCCCCUAGUACUAAGCCUUCUCGGGGCUACUGCGGCUGUCCAUGCUUCAGAGCCCGCUGAAGUUGCCGACGCCGAUGCCAAUGUCGUCACAUUGACAACCGAUACCUUUGACGACUUCGUCAAGGAGCACCCUUUGGUGCUCGCUGAGUUCUACGCGCCUUGGUGCGGUCACUGCAAGGCUCUUGCCCCCAAGUAUGAGGAGGCUGCCACCGAGCUCAAGGCCAAGGAUAUUCCCUUGGCUAAGAUUGACUGUACCGUAGAGGAGGAUCUAUGCCGUACCUACGAGGUUGAUGGCUACCCUACCCUCAAGGUUUUCCGUGGCCCCGAUUCUCACAAGCCCUACGCCGGUGCCCGUAAGACGGACGCAAUCGUCUCAUACAUGACCAAGCAGUCAAUGCCCGCCGUCUCAAGCGUGAACGAGGAGAACCUGGAGGAAUUCAAAGCCCUGGACAAGAUUGUGAUCAUUGGCUACGUCGCCUCCGAUGACAAGACCGCCAACGAGAGCUUUACUUCCUUCGCCGAGUCCCAGCGUGACAACUUCCUUUUCGCCGCAUCCAACGACGCUGCUCUUGCUAAGACUGAAGGUGUUAAGCAACCUUCCAUCGUUCUCUACAAGGACUUCGACGAGAAGAAGGCUAUUUACGAUGGCAAGCUUGAGGAUGAGGCCAUCCUCAACUGGGUCAAAACCGCUAGCACUCCUCUUGUUGGCGAGCUCGGUCCCGAGACCUACUCCAAGUACAUGGCGGCCGGUAUCCCCCUGGCUUACAUUUUUGCCGAGACCCCAGAGGAGCGUGAGCAGUUCGCUGCUGACUUCCGCCCUAUCGCUGAGAAGCACCGUGGAGACAUCAACAUCGUCACUCUCGAUGCUAAGCUCUUUGGUGCCCACGCCGGUAACCUGAACCUCGAACCCGAGAACUUCCCCGCUUUCGCUAUCCAAGACGUUACCAAGAACGCUAAGUACCCCUACGAUCAGACCAAGAAGGUUGAUGCCAAGGAGAUCGGCAAAUUCAUCAAGAACGUCCUUGAGGGCAAAGUUGAACCCAGUGUCAAGUCUGAGCCUAUUCCCGAGACCCAAGAAGGCCCUGUCACCGUCAUUGUCGGCCGCAACUUCCAGGAGGUUGUCAUUGACAAUGAGAAGGAUGUCCUGGUUGAGUUCUACGCUCCUUGGUGUGGACACUGCAAGUCUCUUGCCCCCAAGUACGAGGAGCUCGCUGCUCUGUACGCCGACGUUCCCGAGUUCAACGAGAAAGUCACCGUCGCCAAGGUCGACGCCACUGCCAACGAUGUGCCCGAUUCCAUCACUGGCUUCCCCACCAUCAAGAUCUACCCCGCUGGUGCUAAGGAUUCCCCUAUUGAGUACGCUGGUUCUCGUACCGUUGAGGAUCUUGUUACCUUCAUUAAGGAGAACGGCAAGUACCAGAUUGAUGGUCUUGCUAACGGCGCUAAGAAGCCCGAGGAGGGUGGUGACAUUACUUCGUCCCCUGCUCCUAAGGCCACUGAGGAUGCUGACAACGUUGACGGUCACGAUGAGCUUUAA